UUUAUUAUUAUUAUUAUUAUUUUUAUUAUAUUAUAUUGCUAUUAUCAUCAAUUUCCAGCAUCAUUUCAACAUUUUUCAAUCAAUUCACACCGAAAUCAUUUCAUCAUAUACAUCAAUACCGAAAACCGAAACCCUAAUUCACUCCGAUUUCCCCAAAUCAUCAUUAUUCAUCGUUCCGGUGACCUAAUUGCUCGACUGCUGCCUUGCAGAUUGAUCGGUGAUUUAUUGGAAGCGUAUGAGCGGUUAUUGGCGGUGAUUGCUCAUUGCUGGCGGUAUAAUUGUUCGGAUAGUUAUGGAUUUGGUUGCGAGUUGUAAGGAAAAAUUGUCACAUUUCCGGUUAAAAGAGCUUAAAGACAUUCUUACUCAACUUGGCCUUUCCAAACAAGGAAAGAAGCAGGAUCUUGCUGACCGGAUAUUAGCAGUUAUCUCAGAUGACCGAGCGGUUUCUGGAAUGUGGGUCACAAAAACCCUUGUUAGGAAGGAAGAAGUCGCAAAACUAGUUGAAGACGUUCACAGAAAGUUGCAGCUUCCAGGGGCAUCUGACUUGGCAUCAAAAAGUAAAAAUGUUUCAAAUGUUACUAUCAAUAUAACAUUUAAGGAGGAAAUUCAAGAUGGUUAUCAUAUAGAUAAAGUCCGCUGUCUCUGUGGAAGUUCUUUACAAACAGAUUCAAUGAUUAAGUGUGAAGAUAGAAAGUGUAACGUGCGGCAGCAUCUUGCUUGUGUUAUUAUACCCGAGAAGCCAGUGGAGGGCAUUCAACCAACACGUCCCACAACUUUUUAUUGUGAACUAUGUAGACUUGCUCGUGCAGAUCCGUUUUGGGUAACCAUGGGGAAUCCUUUAUAUCCUUUGAAGCUGACUAUUGCAAGCGUCCCUACAGAUGGCACAAGCCCAAUGCAGAAUGUUGAAAAGACUUUUCAUCUUACAAAAGCAGACAGGGAUUUGUUGGCAAAAUCAGAGUUCGAACUUCAGGUCUGGUGUAUGCUCUUGAAUGACAAGGUUUCUUUUAGAAUGCAAUGGCCACAGUAUGCAGACUUACAAGUCAAUGGUAUGCCUGUGCGAGCAAUCAAUAGACCUGGCUCUCAACUUCUGGGUGCGAAUGGCCGUGAUGAUGGCCCUGUUAUCACAUCAUGCACCCGUGAAGGAAGUAACAAAAUUUCAUUGACAGGAUGUGAUGCUCGCGUGUUCUGUUUGGGUGUAAGAAUUGUGAGGCGGCGCACAGUUCAGCAGAUUCUCAACCUCAUUCCCAAAGAGUCUGAUGGUGAGAGAUUUGAAGACGCGUUGGCACGUGUUCGUCGGUGCGUUGGUGGUGGUGCCGCUACAGAAAAUGCAGACAGUGACAGUGAUUUGGAGGUUGUCGCCGAUAAUAUACCGGUUAAUUUACGGUGUCCUAUGAGUGGUUCAAGAAUGAAAAUUGCUGGAAGAUUCAAACCUUGUGUUCACAUGGGAUGCUUUGAUCUUGAAGUAUUUGUGCAGAUGAACCAACGCUCUCGAAAGUGGCAAUGCCCUAUUUGUCUCAAGAACUACUCAUUGGAAGAUGUUAUAAUUGAUCCAUAUUUUACUCGUAUCACAACUAAGAUGCAGAAUUGUGGAGAGGAUGUAACAGAAAUUGAGGUGAAACCAGACGGAUCUUGGCGUGUAAAAGCCGAAAACGACCAAAAAAGCUUAGGUCAGCUCGGGCAGUGGCAUUUACCAGACGGUACUCUCUUCGUUCCAAUGGAAGUCGAGUCUAAACCUAAACCAGAAACGUUAAGACCCGUUAAACACGAAGGCGGUUCCGAAGUUCAAAAUACAGGUUUAAAACUUGGGAUCAAAAAGAACAACAAUGGAAUUUGGGAAGUCAGCAAACCCGAAAAUGUUCGUUCACUUUCUUCUGGCAACAAUAUUGUGAAUAAUGGGCAUAAUGGGAAUAACGGUUUUCCUAUGAGUAGCAGUGCGACUUUCAGUGGUAGAGACGGUGAAGAUGCUAGUAUCAAUCAAGAUGGAGGGCAUUUUGGUCAUUCUACCACCAACGGUGCUGAUUUUGGCUCACUUUCACCGAACAUGGAUCUGGGAUAUGGGUUUACUAACUUGAACCCGCCAGCUACUGGCGGUGAUGGGGAUGCUGACGUCAUCAUUCUUAGUGAUUCAGAUGACGAGACUGAAAACCCAAUGUCGUCAGCACCUACUGCGUACAACGAAAACGGUGCAAUUAACGUUACCCCUCAAGCUGAAGAUCCUGCAAUGUAUCAUGGUGGGAGUUCUGGUUUAGGUUUAUUUAACGACAAUGAUGAUGAUUUCGGUGUACCGUUUUGGUCUUUACCUUCAACAAGUCAAAUGGGGCCCGGUUUCCAGCUCUUCGGUUCAGAUGAUAAUAACAAUGGCUUCACAUUCACAGAUGAAAUUGGACUGGGUCCCAGCUCUUCGCUUUAUCAAUCUAAUCUUGAAGUUAACAAUGAGUUAUUUGAUAACCCGUUAGCUUUUGGGCAUGAAGACCCGUCACUUCAGCUAUUUCUUCCUACGCGACCGAUAGAGACCCCGGAGCAGGUGAAUUCGAAAGAUCAGCCAACUGUUUCGAAGGGUUUGACCGACGACGACUGGAUAUCCCUCCGGCUAGGUGGCGGUGAUGGUGAUGGUGGGAGAAAUCGUGAACCUGCUGCCGUGAAUGGAUUGAACUCGAGUCAGCAGCCACCAUCCCAAGAUGGUGAAAUGACGGAUACUGCUUCUUUGCUACUUGGAAUGAAACCUGGGAAGACAAGAUCUGAUGACCCGUUUUCAUGUCCCCGUCAAAAGCGUUCAGUGAGACCGCGAUUGUACCUAUCUAUUAACUCCGACUCUGAAGAUGAUAGAUUAUAGAUAGACCGAUAAUAAGUCUUUUUCUUCCAUGUUAACCCCAUUUUUGCCCUCUAGAUCAGUACACCUGCUCUCUGUUAACCCUAAUCUCAGCCCUGUUUUAUUUAGUUUUGUUUUUAUAUCGAUUGCUAAUGUUAUUGUACACAGGGCUUUGGUAUAGAUUCUUCUUUUUAUUUUUUAUUUUUUUAUCUAGAGACCCUGUUUGUGGCA
Messenger RNA from Helianthus annuus (common sunflower), 3040 nucleotides. RefSeq names its product E3 SUMO-protein ligase SIZ1. The record is from RefSeq and is a predicted model, not a curated record. The transcript is spliced from 17 exons. The coding region runs from base 293 to 2833 and encodes 846 amino acids. Gene Ontology annotation, biological process: protein sumoylation. NCBI's taxonomy places the organism in Eukaryota, Viridiplantae, Streptophyta, Magnoliopsida, Asterales, Asteraceae. Gene Ontology annotation, molecular function: SUMO ligase activity; zinc ion binding.